AUGCAUGAGGCAGAGGUGGAAGUGAACAGUGAUGCGCAAGCCAUAUCCAAGAGAGGAAGCUUCAAGUAUCUUGGGUCCAAAAUUCAAGGAAACGUGGAGAUUGAUGAGAAUGUUGCGCAUCGUAUUGGAGCGGGUUGGGGGAAAUGGAGUCUCGCUUUUGUGGUUUUGUGCGAUAAGAAUGUGUCGCCAAGGCAAAAUGGUAAGUUCUAUAGUGUUGUGGUUAGACUAAAUUUGUUAUAUGGAGCAGAGUGUUAUCCAGUCAAGAAUGUCCAUGUCCACAAGAUAAAUGUGGCAGAGAUGAGGAUGCUUCGAUGGAUGUGUGGGCAUACUAGGAGAGAUAUGAUUAGGAACGAAGUUACUCGGGGAAAGGUACGAUUGAACUCUGUUGCAGACAAAAUGAGGGGAGCGAGACUGAGAUGGUUUAGGCAUGUGAAGAGGAGGUGUAAGGAUGCGCCGGUAAGGAGGUGUGAGAGUUUGGCUAUCGUAGGAGUUAGGAGAGGUAAAGGUAGGUUGAUGAAGAACUGGAGGGAGGUGAUUAUAUAG
Messenger RNA from Lycium ferocissimum, 543 nucleotides. RefSeq lists its product as uncharacterized. The record is from RefSeq and is a predicted model, not a curated record. The coding region runs from base 1 to 543 and encodes 180 amino acids. The transcript has a single exon. Lineage: Eukaryota; Viridiplantae; Streptophyta; Magnoliopsida; Solanales; Solanaceae.